Molecule: messenger RNA, 3218 nt
Organism: Aspergillus japonicus CBS 114.51
Lineage: Eukaryota; Fungi; Ascomycota; Eurotiomycetes; Eurotiales; Aspergillaceae
Product: secretory pathway Sec39 family protein
Exons: 3
Coding region: 152-3037 (961 amino acids)
Biological process (GO): retrograde vesicle-mediated transport, Golgi to endoplasmic reticulum
Source: RefSeq, a predicted model, not a curated record
GAAGUCGGUCUGUGCACGGGACUCGCUCGCUCGGGACGGGAGGCUUGACGUCUUUCGUGGCUCACGAACACGAACACAUCACCCUCUUUCCUUCAAGCAGCCUCUUCUUGUUUUUAUACAUUUGGCUUGGGUUUCCUUAUUUUCUUGCGCCAUGGCCAGUCCCUCUCGGCUCUCAGGUGCUCAUGCGAUUCUGUUAGCCAUUCACUUUUCUGUCAGCGGCGAUGUCUCCCGGCUACCCCAACUCCAAGCUCGAUACCCUCGCUGGCUGCCAACCGAGCGCCUCUUGCGCAUCAUACUAACCUUCCUCCCCGAGAGUAGCCCGCCCCAGACAUAUACCUCCGUUGUGGAAGCCUUGGUAGAUGGAGAGCACACCAUCUCAACGGCUGCAGAGCUUGACACAUCUGCCGUCCAGAUUCUGACCGACACCAUUGCAAGGAAACGAGUACGCAAGGUUCGUUUACUGCCGUUGAGGCAUCCCGAUGACGAGGACACCGACGACUCAACCGACCUCUUGACCCAAUUCUUGAUCCACCGCGCCCAUCGCAUCGACUCCGAAACCGCUCUCCAACCCCUCAUCCUCGAUCUCCUCGUACCAUUCUAUCCACGCUCGCCUAUCCUCCGCACAUGGUUAAUAUCGAGUCUACUGCCCUUGCUGCGGUUGAAUUACGAAUAUUACCCCAGCCAGGACGAGACCUUCUCUCUGGACAUUCUUGAGUCGAUGGACAACAGCAUCGCCAUUAAUGUCUUACUUUCAAUGACCGGCAAUACGAAAACUAGCAUGGAUUUAGUGCAGAACCUCCGCGGGCUGGUGGGUGCGUGGAUGUAUGGCAGCAACAGGACCAAGCGGCGGAAGCUCAACGAAGCCGCGCAGCAGAACACACUUUCACUUCCGCAGGACGAUGUGAAACCGAGGACGAAUGCAGGGGUAGGAUGGCAGCAGGUUAAUGAGUGGCUGCUGGCGCGCAGUUUGGUAGAUCACGAGAGCGCAGUCAACGCAUUCACGAACUGGGAUGGCCCGGAGGAUGUGGACCUGGGAGGCUAUGCCGAGGAGGACCCUAGCCUCCCGAAUGAUGAGAUGAAAGACUUGCGGACGCGGUAUGGGCAGACUGGACUGGCCGUUGUCUACGCAAAUGCCGAUGUCAGCGCAGCGGCCUUGGAUGGGUCGAUCAAAGUCCUUGCGCGGAUCGCCAGUUUCUUGGACCUGGAACAGCAUUUGUCUUUGAGAGACGAUGAUGCAGAACUACCAUCGGUGGUAUUUGACUCGGACCAGAUCUCGUCUACCUCAAGAGUCUCCCUCAUGCAGAAUGCGCUUCUCACGACAUCGAACCCGCUCACUCGUCCGUCUGCCGCUUCCAUCUCUUUCCUUAGCGCCAUUUGCGUCUCUCUCCAGGUGCUGAGUGAGCUCGGUCAUCCUAUGCCCUGCCGUACAGCCGCAAACCUUUGUCUACACAACAAUGUUGAUACGCAACUGCUCGAAAUGCGCGGUGUGGUUCAAUCUGUGAUUAGACAGAGCAAGCCUGGCCGAGGCUGGGGCAAGGUUCGCCGCCAAUUGCUCUGGCUGCGCGACUGGGAGGCAGAUCACACAUCUCGACAGGAUCAAAGUCGCCCUGCUCACCACGGUCUCUUCUGGCGAGUAGAGCGGGAAGUUGUUGAAGUCGAAAUCUUGAAAGCUUUGCUUGAAGUCAGAGAAUACAAACUCGCCGUCGACAUUUAUCUCAGCUCCGACUCAACCUUGACGUCAUCCAAGGUCGAAGAGGCCGUCAAAGAGACCAUUUACACGGCGUAUGAUAACGCAAGCAACGGCAAUCGAACUCGUGGUGGCAUGAAGAGAGCCUACGAAGUCCUUCAAGCCUUUCAGCCGCACUUUUCAGACUCGAUUGCUCUCAAGCAGAUCAGCGCUCUUAUCGCAGCCACGCACUCACUGUCCUUCUACUCCCUCACCUUACAGCACGGCGUCCCCUUCCAGCCCGUCAGCAUCCGCGUACACUCCGAUCCUCUCUCUCUCAUUGAAAAAGUCCUCGAACAAAACCCCAAGAGCUACACCAAGGUUGACGACCUUCUGGCCAUCGGCCGCAAUCUUGUCGCAGCCGGCUUCUCUCCGCGGCUCUCAGAUCACCAUGAAGCUUCCACGCUGGCUCCUCUCUCCGAACAGGAUGCCAUCCUCACCGCCGAACGCCGCAUCAUGUCUCUAGCCGUCAACUCCGCUCUCACCUCCCACGACUUCGGAACCGCCUACUCUUACAUCCUUACUCGGCUCACACCCACCUCGUCCGCAUCCACGCCCGACACGAUCCUCACAGACGACAUUACCUGGCGUACGGUGUAUUCCGCCGGACGGUAUCGCCCGCCGCCGCCCAGCACCUCCACCCCUCCCACCACGCAGUCCCAGAUCACCCACCUCACCCAAAGAAUGGAGCUUCUCUCCCUCGCCCUCAUCCUCGUCCCCUCCGACCACCCGGACCCGCUCCCGGAGAUUCUAGGUGCCUGGCGCCGCUGCGACGAGGAACUCGGCAACCUCCGCACGCAGGAAUCCCUCGAAGAAGACAUCUGGGACACGAAGGGCGACCUCACAUCCUCCCUCACCAUGCAAGGCCUCCCCGGCGGGUUUGGGCCCGCCGACUCCUCCGAGCAAGACGCCCUGGAAACGCGACAGCACCAAGCCCGCCGUGCCCGCGCGCACGCCUCGCACCAUCGCCUCAACCACGAAGAAGCACCCAUGGGCCUCUUCGAGGUCGCGCGAGGCGCCGCCCUAGCCCUGCAGAAGAAUGCAUUCCCGCUCCGCGCCGCAGCCACCAAGACCACCACCGCCUCCCACCACGACCACAAUGGAUUCACCCCUUCCUCCUCCCACACCGCGACAGCAAGCUCCUCACAUACACGCACCGACUCCGUCGUCUCCGCCGAGAACUACGAGCCCGGCAGCGGGACACCCUCCGAUCGCGUCCGCAAGAGAGACGUCGUCAGUAACAUGGUGACGGAUGGACUCGUCAGCGGACUGGGGUGGGUGCUCGGCGCGCAGCCCGUCAACCGUUCUUAGUGUUCGUACACAUAUCCGCGGCUCAACCAGAGCCACACCACCAGCACUUCCCCGAAGGGAAAUCACGUGUUCUAUUUGCAUGUCUGAUAAUGAUGACGGGUGCGAAGAUUUCUGAUUGUUAUCUCGUUGUAUUGAUAGCGCUGCUAGCAGGCAUGGCAUGGCAUGAUAUCUUAUAAAUAAU